GGUUGGGACGUCACACGUGUUUUUUUCUUUAGACGAAGCGCACUUUGGUCCCACGUUCUCUGCGUUACCUCCGAUCUCUUCGCCUCCCUUUCUCGCGAUGGCGGUCCGCACGUCUUUCGAAAACAACAACGAGAUCGGGGUCUUCUCGAAGCUCACGAACACCUACUGCCUCGUUGGCAUCGGCGGAUCCGAGAACUUCUACAGUGUGUUCGAGGGUGAGCUUUCAGAGACCAUCCCUGUCGUCCAUGCCUCCAUCGCCGGCUGCAGGAUAAUUGGACGCAUGUGUGUAGGCAACAGGCAUGGACUUUUGGUGCCCAACAACACGACAGACCAGGAGCUUCAGCACCUGCGGAACUCGCUGCCCGACGGCAUGAUGAUCCAGCGCAUAGAAGAACGCCUUUCGGCACUUGGAAAUGUUGUAGCGUGCAAUGACUACGUCGCCCUCGUGCAUCCCGACUUGGACAGGGAAACAGAAGAUAUUCUGGCAGACGUCCUCAAGGUGGAGGUCUUCCGGCAAACAGUGGCAGAGCAGGUGCUCGUGGGCAGCUACUGCACCUUCAGCAAUCAGGGUGGCCUGGUACAUCCGCGCACCACCAUCGAGGACCAGGAUGAACUUUCCUCACUCCUGCAAGUGCCCCUAGUGGCAGGAACGGUUAAUCGUGGCAGUGAAGUAAUUGCGGGUGGAAUGGUGGUGAACGACUGGUGUGCAUUCUGCGGGCUGGACACAACAAGCACAGAGCUGUCGGUUAUCGAGAGCAUCUUUAAGCUGAAUGAGGCACAGCCCAGCGCCAUCGCCACCACAAUGAGAGAUUCACUCAUUGACAGCCUUGCAUAGAAGAACAUUUCUGCCAUGACAUGAAACUACCAAGACAUUAAGUGAACUAAAUUCUUUCACAAGGUCCGAAAAACAACUCCAUGUACAGAUCUUGCUUAAAGCUAAACACAGCAUAUUUACUUUGGCUGGUUAAGCCUGGUUAGGGAUAAUGUAUGUGGACACAUUUUAUUGGAAUGCAAUUCUCCAUUAAAUCGCAUAUUAUUUUCUUUCAUAGUUGUACGUUGCGUCAUUGUGUGUACAAUUGUGACUGUAAAUAAACAUAGGAAAUCUUUAUAA
Molecule: messenger RNA, 1111 nt
Organism: Lethenteron reissneri (Far Eastern brook lamprey)
Lineage: Eukaryota; Metazoa; Chordata; Hyperoartia; Petromyzontiformes; Petromyzontidae
Gene: EIF6
Product: eukaryotic translation initiation factor 6
Biological process (GO): cytosolic ribosome assembly
Molecular function (GO): ribosome binding
Source: RefSeq, a predicted model, not a curated record